Coprinopsis cinerea okayama7#130 is the source of this 3294-nucleotide messenger RNA. RefSeq lists its product as hypothetical. The record is from RefSeq and is a predicted model, not a curated record. Gene Ontology annotation, biological process: negative regulation of RNA catabolic process; RNA processing; regulatory ncRNA-mediated post-transcriptional gene silencing. Gene Ontology annotation, molecular function: protein binding. Gene Ontology annotation, cellular component: catalytic step 2 spliceosome. The coding region runs from base 1 to 3294 and encodes 1097 amino acids. The transcript is spliced from 7 exons. NCBI's taxonomy places the organism in Eukaryota, Fungi, Basidiomycota, Agaricomycetes, Agaricales, Psathyrellaceae.
AUGUCCAUCCAUGUUCCCUCCUUUGCAUCGUUCCCUGAUUUCGACAGAGAAAACAGCAGAGAACCAGAGCCAUCUUCUUCGAAACCUAUCAGGGACUCGGAAUCGAAGAAGGAGAGAAGGCGGGACGAGCGCCGUAGGAGGAGCCACUCUAGGUCACCAAGUCGGCGAGAGAAGGGAGGGGAUAGAGACAAAGACAGGCAUUGGAAAAGAGAAAAAGAGAAACACAAGAGCAGGGAUAGAGACGAAGAAAAGCGUCGGAGACGGGAGGAAAAGAAAUCUCGACACGAGGAACGCGCUGCCAACGAGGUCAUAGGCAGCCCGGCGCCCAUCGAAGACACUUCGUAUCGUUUGUUCUUCUCUGACCGAAAGCCUGAUAAGUUGAACGUUGUAUAUGGAGGAUUGCACCAAGGAGAUGUUCCCAAGUACCGAAUGGUUGCUGGCGGAAGGCGUGUAUUGGGUCUACCCCCGGCUUUCGUUGUCGUUCGACGAGUUGGGAAUGGAAUUGAAAUUGGGUUAAGCGGCUCAAAGAAGAUGUCAGGCAUUUCAGAUUCACGUACCAAAUCACUCCUGGCACUCCCUCCGACCCGUCACUUGGCUCGGGUUGAACAACCAGAUCGGUACCCCGAAAUCGAUGGUGUCAUUCGCUUGCCCUCUCGCCGCGCGAAAUCCGCUCCCGAAGAUACAUACCGUUCCAUAACUCGCCAUGAGGAAGGGGAGAGCAGUGCUUCUGAUAUAGAGGAUUACGAUAGCCACGAAGAGGAUGAGGAUUCGCAGGACGAGGGCAUUUCAGAAACCUCCUACCAAACCCAUCUUCGGAACCUCGAAAGCCGACUCGCUACACAGCCAGACUCAAUAGCAACUUGGCUGGCACUCCUCGACCACACACUUUCGACAGUGCCCACCACCUCGAAAAACGCAACGAGAGCACGAUGCGAUAUUGCGGUUUCGUUGCUCUCCCGUGCAUUUUCCGCUCAUCCCGCGAAUGCUUCGUCCACCAUUUUACGCAUCAAAUAUUUGAAAGCUGGAGAAGAGAUUUGGCAAGUGGGUCAAUUGGCGGAAGAGUGGGAGAAGGCGCUGAAGUUGGGUGGCAUCGAAAUAUGGAUGGAAUGGUUGGAGUGGAGGUCGAGGCAGGGUAAACUGGAAUUCACUACGCUCAUUGAUGAUGCUGGUCGUGCUCUGGCUGCAUUUGGGGAACAUGAUGAAGAUCAAUUUGCAAAGUUGAGGAUAUUUUGGAGGAUAGUGGUGGCAACGCGUAAUGCGGGUUAUACGGAACGGGCAUUCGCUAUGCUUCAAGCCCAGUGUGAAUUAACAUUCAACCUUCCGGAUCCACUCAUAGGGUCGUCAUUCGAGCAACAGCUCGACGAAUUGGAAGAGUUCUGGGAGUCUGAAACGCCCCGUAUUGGCGAAGAGCAGGCAAGCGGCUGGAGGCUUUGGUAUGACAGCGGGAAACCUGAAUGGCAACAGACGCACGAAUCCGCCAGUGCCCCGCCGGAGCCUUUGGAUCUGGAUCCAUAUCGCCAAUGGGCGGCCCAGGAAUCAGCCGCGGAUAAGAUGCAAAUGCUUCCUUCUAGAGCCUCUAUGGGCUCGGACGAUCUGGACCCGUACUCCACCAUCCUGUUUUCCGACAUACGCCCCGUCCUCAUAAAGCUUGAAUCGCGACCAAGCAAAGUAGCUCUUCGCCUCAUCUUCCUCUCUUUUCUCGGUCUCCACAUCCCGGGCUUCUCCCUGUCUUUGUCGCAUGACCAGAAUAUCAACUGGGACGACCGAUGGAGCCUCGGAGUGCUCUGCGCUCCCACAUACCUUGAGGCCAUCUUUCCGGGGGAGUCUUCGAGCCGUGCUGUACUGGCAGAAUCAGUCUCGGGCGUUAUCGUGGGGCGUGAAAAGGAGUAUAGGGAUGCGUUCGGUCCCGUCAAACAAUGGGCCUUUGGUGUCUUCCAUCCCUUGGAUGUAUAUGUGACCACUAAACGUGUCACUCGGCAGCGACUUUGGAACUCGACGGAUGUCAGUGCCGUGGACAUCCGCCAGGUCCGGAGAAUCUUUUCUCAACUGAGAAAGACAGACGAUGAUCAUAUGUGGGAUUCGUGGGCACUGGCAUUCGAGGCUGCGUUAAAUGUGAAGAACGCAUUGAAGCUAUCCAAAGCGUUCCUGUCGGUACCGAAAGCGACAUUGGAAUACUGGUCAGCACACGCCCAAUUAGAGCGGAUACAUGGGAAACUAGAUGGUGCCAGAAAGGUGUAUCAAACACUACUUGUCGCCUCCAAGACCCCAAGAACUCAACCUGGGUGCAGCCAGAUGUGGUGGAAUUGGGCGGAAAUGGAAUGGCUCUCUGGUAGCAAUGAUCAAGCUUUAAACGUCAUCCUACAGUCCGCUGGUGUUUCCAAAGUGAGCGAUGUCGGGCUGUUGCGAGCGAGGCAGUCCCUUCGGGAAGCUGUGGACUCCACGUCCGACCUCGUGGACAAGGAGACUUGGCUAAAGAUGUUUGCGUUGCUGGAAUUGCUGAGAGGCGCAGAGAUCGAGACGGUACUAUCCAUUUUCGACGGCCAGGUCGAGACGACUGCGAACGGCUGCGCUCGUGAGCGAUUGACGCUGACCGCACUGCUUUUCGUUUAUCAUCACCGUGUCGUAUUGAAUAACUCUGGUCCCCCAGCAUUACUCCGCGAAAGAGCUGCCUCAGCUCUGCAGCAGUACCCAAGCAACUCGGUUGUCUUGGGCAUCUUCCUUGAGGCCGAGAAAGGUCAGGGAAUCUGGGGCAGAGUCCGGAAUGUUGUCGGAGGUGGGGACAAUAUGGCAAAGGAUGUAUCGAAGGUGCUACAAGAGGUGUGGGUCGGUGGAUGGGAAAAGGGCCGAUGGGCAUCGGAGGUCGAAAGAGCGAGAAGUGCUCUAGCAGCAGCCGUGGAACACGAAAGGACACGCUCGAGCGCGAUCAUCUGGCGUGCCUAUCUCGAACUCGAAAUCCGAGCGGGUAAAUUAAAGGAUGCCAAAAAGCUUCUGUUCCGUGCCGUCAGCGAAUGUCCAUUUGUCAAAGGUAGCGUUCUUCAGGCGAUGUGUCUCGUUUCAUCAUCUAACAACGAGACAGACAUUUAUUUGCUGGCGUUCGGACCAAUGCGCAGCGUGUUUGACUCACGGGAGCUGCAAAGCCUUGCGGACUUGAUGGCUGAGCGUGGGUUGCGCCUGCGACAGGAGUUGCAUGGGGCGGUUGAACCUUUGGAGGACCAUGUGGAGGACAAUAGCGGGGACGAGGACGAGAUUUUCGACCGGGCACGGGAACUGCGACGACUGAUGCCGUAUCACUGA